AACUUGGUCUCCCAAGAAGAGGAUGUUAUUUGGUCUUUGGAUUUAUGUACAAGGAGAAGUAUCGGCGAAUGACUGAAGGCCCAGCAUCUUCUUUUACCCAGCAACCUCAGGACCAGGUGGUGAUUGCUGGCCAGCCUGUGACCCUCCUGUGUGCUAUUCCCGAAUACAAUGGAAUUGUGCUCUGGAUUAAAGAUGGACUUGCCCUGGGAGUAGGAAGGGAUCUCUCCAGUUACCCACGCUAUUUGGUUGUGGGGGAUCAUCUCUCAGGGGAGCAUCACCUGAAGAUCCUGAGAGCAGAUCUCCAAGACGAUGCUGUGUACGAGUGCCAAGCCAUUCAAGCAGCCAUCCGUUCCAGACCAGCCCGGCUGACCGUUCUUGUACCUCCAGAUGAUCCAAUCAUUAUUGGAGGACCUAUCAUCAGCCUGCGAGCUGGAGAUCCACUGAAUCUUACCUGUCAUGCUGACAAUGCCAAACCAGCAGCAUCUAUCAUUUGGAUGAGGAGGGGAGAAGUAAUCAAUGGAGCAACCUAUUCCAAGACGGUAGUCCGUGAUGGCAAGAGAGAAAGCAUCAUGAGCACACUUUUUGUCUCUCCAUCCGACAUUGAAAAUGGCCAGAUCAUCGUCUGCCGGGCUACCAACAAGGCUGUUCCCAGUGGAAAAGAGACUUCUGUCACCAUCGACAUCCAACAUCCACCUCUCGUCAAUCUGUCAGUAGAACCUCAGCCUGUCCUUGAAGACAACACGGUAAAGUUUCACUGCUCUGCUAAAGCCAAUCCAGCAGUCACCCAGUACAGGUGGGCCAAGAAAGGUCACAUUAUAAAGGAAGCAUCAAGCGAUGCUUAUGAGACCAUUGUUGACUACACCUAUUUUUUUGAACCUGUCUCCUGUGAGGUAACCAAUGCUCUGGGCAGUACCAACAUCAGCAGAACAGUCGACGUCUAUUUUGGGCCACGCAUGAUGACAGAGCCACAGUCUCUUCUUGUUGAUCUUGGAUCAGAUGCCAUAUUUAAUUGUGCCUGGAUUGGAAACCCAUCUCUGACCAUCGUCUGGAUGAAGCGGGGCUCUGGCGUGGUCCUGAGCAACGAGAACACAUUAACAUUAAAAAACGUGCGGCAAGAGGAUGCUGGGAAAUAUGUGUGCCGGGCUGUGGUUCCACGUGUGGGUGCAGGAGAGCGGGAAGUGUCUCUGACUGUCAAUGGACCACCUAUAAUCUCCAGCACCCAGACCCAGCAUGCUCUCCAUGGAGAAAAGGGCCAGAUCAAAUGCUUCAUCCGCAGCACACCUCCACCAGAUCGAAUUGCCUGGUCAUGGAAGGAAAAUGUCUUGGAGUCUGGCACCUCGGGGCGAUACACAGUAGAAACUGUCAGCACAGAUGAAGGUGUCAUCUCUACGUUAACCAUCAGCAACAUCGUCCGGGCUGACUUCCAGACCAUUUACAACUGCACUGCCUGGAACAGUUUUGGUUCUGACACUGAGAUCAUACGUUUGAAAGAACAAGGUACGGAAAUGAAGUCAGGAGCUGGUAUGGAAACAGAGUCAGUGCCCAUGGCCGUCAUCAUAGGCGUGGCCGUUGGAGCUGGUGUUGCUUUCUUGGUCCUGAUGGCCACCAUUGUGGCUUUCUGUUGCGCUCGUUCCCAGAGAAAUCUGAAAGGGGUAGUUUCAGCCAAGAAUGAUAUCCGUGUUGAGAUUGUUCACAAGGAGUCUGCCUCAAGCAGAGAAACUGAGGAACACUCAACAAUCAAGCAGCUAAUGAUGGACAGGAGUGAGUUCCAGCAGGAUUCAGUGCUUAAACAACUGGAGGUGCUCAAGGAGGAAGAGAAGGAGUUUCAGAAUUUGAAGGACCCCACGAAUGGUUAUUACAGUGUGAACACCUUCAAGGACCACCACUCCACUCCCACCAUUUCUCUCUCAGGUUGCCAGCCAGAUUUGAGGCCAGCCAACAAGCAGCGUGUGCCAACAGGCAUGUCCUUCACCAACAUCUACACAACCCUGAGUGGGCAGAACCGUCUCUAUGACUACAGCCAGCGCUUCAUCUUAGGCAUGGGGAGCAGUUCCAUCGAGCUGUGUGAACGGGAAUUCCAGCGGGGUUCCAUGAGCGACAGCAGCUCUUUCCUCGACACGCAGUGCGAUAGCAGCGUCAGCAGCAGCGGGAAGCAAGAUGGCUACGUACAGUUUGACAAGGCCAGCAAAGCUUCAGCCUCAUCUUCCCACCAUUCACAGUCCUCCUCUCAAAACUCAGACCCUACUCGGCCCCUGCAAAGGAGGAUGCAGACCCACGUGUGAAAGGGCAGGACAAAACUGGAAAUGGAAGAGAUGGGGAGGGAAAGCAGGAUAGGAUACACUGAGAAGCAGGACAAGAGACCACCUGAGCUGAAUCCUGGCCCUGCUGAAGUCAGCCAAUCCUGGGGGGACAGAGGCGGUUUGACAAGUUUAUUUGUGUUCUAGUGACCUUUAGC
Molecule: messenger RNA, 2455 nt
Organism: Python bivittatus (Burmese python)
Lineage: Eukaryota; Metazoa; Chordata; Lepidosauria; Squamata; Pythonidae
Source: RefSeq, a predicted model, not a curated record